GUGAUUCCUCGAACAUCAUUUUCGCCCUGAAUUCCCAACAAUCAUCAAACCAAACUGAAUCAAGAUGAUUGUUACUUCAAGACUUUUCUCUGUCUUGCUAUGCCUGACAAUCACUUGGACCCGAGCUACACCCACCGAAUCUACAAGUUCAAGCACUCUUCGCUACAUAGCUGGAGAUGACCUCAACAGCAUAAUCCAGGGUAUGACAUAUGAUGAUCUCAGCGUCUUUCAUCUCGGUUCCGACGGUGUCCUCCGAACCUUCGCAAACAAUCUCACAGUCCUCGACUACCACCAACUCGACGUGGGCCAAGUCCAGAAACUCGCUUCAGAGCAAGCAGCCCAGUAUCAGGCAAGUGGCUCUGAAGUACCAGCAUCGCUCACACAACUUGCCGAGUCUCCUGUCGAUGGUCGUCUGACUGUUGAUAUCAACGCUCUUAUGAAUCCUGAUGACAAACCAAAUGUUACUCCGAUCACUGGGACUACACCGCGCUCUGUUGAUUUGGAGAAUCUUUUUGAGAGGCAGGUUGUCUGUCCUGGAGUUCCUGGUUGCAUGAGUUUGGCGGACUGUACUCCUUAUAAUUGCUUUGCUUGUUUUUACCCUAGUGGCCCGCCCUGGGGAACUUGCUUUCUUUCUGGAAACUAGAAAGUUACUGGCGGAAGUGUGAGAUGGAGAUAUGCGAUGAAUGAGAUUUGGACUUGGGACGAGUGGAACUUUCUAUAUCUAUCUUUGCCGUAGAUGCGCGAUUGGAAGGAUUGACACGCUCGCUAUUUUGUAACUUGAAGGAGAAAUUGAG
Mollisia scopiformis is the source of this 794-nucleotide messenger RNA. RefSeq lists its product as uncharacterized. The record is from RefSeq and is a predicted model, not a curated record. NCBI's taxonomy places the organism in Eukaryota, Fungi, Ascomycota, Leotiomycetes, Helotiales, Mollisiaceae. The coding region runs from base 65 to 643 and encodes 192 amino acids. The transcript is spliced from 2 exons.